AUGCAAUUUAUACUAAAAUUAUCUAUUUGAAACAAUAUAAUCAUUACGAUGAAACACACAAAACCUAUUUUUAUUUUAGGUUUACUAACCAUAAUUGUACUAUGCUCUUUUACAUUAGAGAUAGUUACACUAAGCUUUGAUAAUAUUAUGCAAGUUUUAACUGGAAUUAAACCAAUUUUGUUGAAGUUAAAAAUAAUAAAUUAUAAAGGUAUGAUAAUAAGAUCUAAUAUAUUAGCUUUAAAGAUUAAACCUUUAUUAAUUACUUUAUUAUAUGUAGGGGCAGCUUGUAUAACUUUUAUUUUAACAAAUUGAAAAUUCUUUAUAUACAUAAUACUUGUUUAUAUAUUUGUUAAAUGCUUAUUAACAAAUUUUUACGUGAAGCAUUUUAAGUUUAAUAAUAAAUUAAAUAUAAAGAAUAUAACCGCUAUCUGACAACAAAGAAAAAAUAUUGCUCCCUUUUUAAUAAAGCUUUUCUUACUAAUGAUACCUAUAAGAUUCUUCAUUAGAAUAUGCAUAUUUACAUUAUUUAAUUUCCAUAAUGAUAUUCUAUGUAUUAUAUUACUAGUAUUAUUAACUUUACCCUUUUUUUGAAUAUAA
Molecule: messenger RNA, 597 nt
Organism: Hirsutella rhossiliensis
Lineage: Eukaryota; Fungi; Ascomycota; Sordariomycetes; Hypocreales; Ophiocordycipitaceae
Source: the annotation of a RefSeq genome assembly